Molecule: messenger RNA, 1205 nt
Organism: Engraulis encrasicolus (European anchovy)
Lineage: Eukaryota; Metazoa; Chordata; Actinopteri; Clupeiformes; Engraulidae
Gene: lsm1
Product: LSM1, U6 small nuclear RNA associated
Exons: 4
Coding region: 112-513 (133 amino acids)
Biological process (GO): deadenylation-dependent decapping of nuclear-transcribed mRNA
Cellular component (GO): Lsm1-7-Pat1 complex; P-body
Molecular function (GO): RNA cap binding
Source: RefSeq, a predicted model, not a curated record
GUUUCGUUGGACACAGCUUCCUGUUCCAAUACGAUGCUUGUUUGGAGUGAUACAUGGCCUGAUGCUGUAACUUAUUAAAUUGACACCCUGCUCGCUACAGAUGUUACCAAAAUGAAUUACAUGCCAGGAACUGCUAGUUUAAUCGAAGACAUCGAUAAAAAACAUCUCGUCCUGCUUCGUGAUGGAAGGACGUUAAUAGGCAUCCUCAGGAGCAUAGACCAGUUUGCGAAUUUGGUAUUGCAUCAAACUGUGGAACGCAUUCAUGUUGGAAAGAAGUUUGGAGACAUCCCCAGAGGUAUAUUUGUAGUCCGGGGAGAGAAUGUCGUUCUUCUUGGCGAAGUGGACUUGGACAAGGAGUGUGACCAGAUCCUUCAGCGUGUAUCCAUUGAGGAGAUCCUGGAGGAGCAGAGGAUAGAGCAACAGGCAAAACAGGAGUCAGAGCGGCUCAAACUACAAGCUGUCAAGGAGAGAGGCCUGUCUAUGCCUAAAGCAGAUGCCUUGGACGAUUUUUGAUUUUGUUUUUAUUAUUUUACUUAAUUUUAUUUUGAUGUUAAGUCUCUCCAUGUAUCGCAAAUACUACACAACGGUUCUGUUGCGAUUCAGUCGCACAUUGUUGUAGGUUUUUUUUUUCUUCUUCUUUCUAUCUUUUAGUUGCAAUGCGUUGUUGAGGACUUGUCGUUUGACCAACCAUGGUGGGGUAUUGGCUGAUUGUUCCAUCAAAGAUCUUGACAGGUACAGUCAGACAAGACUAUCACUACAUUUGAGGUCUUUAUUUGUGUAGGCUUUUUAUUUGGUUUGAGCAUAUACAGAAAGAACAGCAAAGUAUUCCCUCCAUGUAAAUGUUCAUAUUCAACAAAGAGAGCACUUAUCCUUUUUGAUAGUCUUUGGUGUAAACAAAGCUAUUGGUCAUUUGUUUUAUUUGUAUCGAUAGAUCUAUCAUCUUCUUUUGAGGGGUGGGCGGGCAGAUGAGUUGGUUUUUGCCUGACACUAUAACCUCCCCCCCCCACAGUCUGUGGGCAAACUUAAGAGCACUUGGUGAAGCUGAUUUCAAAAAUGAUUGUGAAGUUAAGGUAUAAAAAAUAUUCCUGUGUUGAUUAUGUUGAAAGACUAUCUUGGCAUUUUUUUGUUUCAGUAUCAUGUUGAAAGAAAAUGGUGAAACCAACCAUGACAAUUUUGUGAAUUAAACCUCUUUUGUAUUAGCAAAA